Molecule: messenger RNA, 1481 nt
Organism: Selaginella moellendorffii
Lineage: Eukaryota; Viridiplantae; Streptophyta; Lycopodiopsida; Selaginellales; Selaginellaceae
Product: transcription factor MYBS3
Exons: 4
Coding region: 140-1225 (361 amino acids)
Biological process (GO): response to ethylene; response to gibberellin; response to auxin
Molecular function (GO): DNA binding
Source: RefSeq, a predicted model, not a curated record
UACAGAGUGAAGAGAGAGAGAGAAGGGAGAGGAGAGGGCAUUAGGGCUUUUGGGCACAGAUUUCUAGAGAAGGCGAGGGCGGCAGCGCUGGAAGGGAGCUAGAGAUCGGCCGCUUGCCGACGCUCUUGUGAGCAACAGAAUGCCUGGCGAUUCGCAGCCCGUUUGUAUGGCGCUGGAAAUGCCCGACGAGAUGAGCAGCUGCAGCUGCUCCAAUUCCGACCACGAGAAUUCGCGGCCGAGCAGGGGUGUGCGAUUGUUUGGAGUGGACCUUUUGAGCAGCGAGGGCAUGAGGAAGAGCGUCAGCUUGAGCAACCUCUCUCACUAUGCGACCGCCUCCUCCAACAACAUUGGCAUGCAAGAGCAUCUGGAUACCACCGAUGGCUACGUCUCAGAUGGCCUCGUCCAGACGAAUUCCAAUGCUCGCGCAAGAAGAAAAGGAGUUCCAUGGACAGAAGACGAGCACAGGUUGUUUUUACUAGGCUUACAGAAGCUAGGAAAGGGUGACUGGAGGGGCAUUUCGAAGACCUUCGUCACGACUAGGACCCCGACGCAGGUUGCUUCGCAUGCACAGAAGUAUUUCAUUAGACAGAGCAACUUAAGCAAGAGAAAGAGGCGCUCGAGCUUGUUUGAUAUCUCCCCUGGACAAGAUUUGAGCUUGCCAGACUCGGCGCUCGCUAAAAACGUGAGCUUGCAAACGUCCUUUCUGGAGCUGGGACUGGGACACGACCGCGUCGCGAUCCCAGUGGCGCCGCCGCUGGAGAAGAUAAUGGAAGAGAAGGUGUUCUUCCCAUCACAGGAGGGCGGUAACCCGAGCAACGGCGUUAACUUCGCGGAGGACAAGGAUGAUCCAGUGGCAACGAAUGAAGAGCCAGUGCCAGGCACUGGCACUGGCGCUGUUGCUGCCCCUCGAGGUAUCACCAUCGAUGCGCCAGCUCCAGCGCUUUGGCUAGAUUUAAGGUCGCAGGCAAGUGCUAUGCCCUCGGAGCAGCAGCAAAACGAGGCCCUCGGCCCGCUCAAGUCCAACGUUGUGAAGCCAGUGGCAUCAAUCUCGACGGGGCCAGUGAGAAUUAUGGAGGACAGAGAACUCGCAGCGACGGGAGGGCCAUCGAUGCUGUCGCUCAAGCUGGAGCAGCCCGUAAGGCACUCGGCGUUUCACGUGAGCUCGGCAUUCGCGAGCGCUGGAGCAGCGGCGGCAGGACUGGAAGCUCCAAUCCAGUGUACGUGAUGGAUGUGAGAUCUCUCUCUCUCUCUCUCUCUCUCUCUCUCUAUUUCUCUCUUUCUCUUAGAAGUAAUCAAGGGAGAGAUCAUGAACUGACGAAGGAAAGCUAGUACUACACUUCUUUUUACUUUCUUUUUUUCUUUUUUCUUUUUUUUCUUCUUUUUCCUUCCGUAAGCAACAAUAAGAGCCAACUUGAAAACUGUAUUUAUUCUAAUUCAAAUUUAAAUAAAUUUCUCUCAGGGAAAUAGCAUAAGAUUCUAAA